Molecule: messenger RNA, 1174 nt
Organism: Aspergillus brunneoviolaceus CBS 621.78
Lineage: Eukaryota; Fungi; Ascomycota; Eurotiomycetes; Eurotiales; Aspergillaceae
Product: Hsp20/alpha crystallin family protein
Exons: 3
Coding region: 201-785 (194 amino acids)
Biological process (GO): response to salt stress; response to hydrogen peroxide; response to heat
Source: RefSeq, a predicted model, not a curated record
GGAUAUGAGCUUUAUCAACACUCUAGAUAGUGCCAGAAUACUCGUGCCAGUUCUCGGUUUGGCACUUAGCUGCUGGAUAACACGAUGAAUCCGCAACAACAGUGAAGUCUUCUAGCUUCACUCAUCCGUCAUUUUUUUUGAAGUCAAAUAGUCAAUAAUUCUGCGAAGAAUUGGCUCUACCACCCAUACUCAAAUGCACCAUGGCUUACUUUCCUCAUUUUACCAAUGAUAUCUCUCCUCUAUUCCGGCUUCUAGAUGACUACGACUGUCAUCGCUCUAGCCGCGCGAAGAUAACACCGACAAAGAAACCCAUAACGCUAAAAUCCGAUGUCUUCGAAACACACGAUGCUUUUCAUCUAUCUGCAGAAGUACCUGGCGUUGAAUCCAACGAUAUUCAAGUCGAGUUCUUGGACUCAAAUACACUAGUGAUAAAAGGUCAUGUCAGGAGGCAUAACGGGCAGACAUUCGAGGAAGGACAAGAUCAGACCCCCGUUGCCAAGUCUUAUCACCAGCCAACCGUGGAGGAUGAGAGUGAAGCGGAUGACGCUACGACGUCCCAAUCCUUGAAGAACUCAUCGAAGCAACAACUACUGACGCCAAAAAAGACCGAGUCUACCUGCAAAUAUUGGGUAUCUGAGCGGUUGACCGGCGAAUUCCACCGCGUCUUUACAUUUCCAGCGAGGGUGCAACAAGAUUUGGUCAAAGCCAAUCUCAGAAAUGGUAUCUUGUCACUUUCAAUACCGAAAGAACCUGCUCCGAAGGUGAAGAAAAUCCGCAUCGAAUAGACCAUCGAGCUUGGACGUUCCAAUUCUGGACCAUGGUGUCUUCCAGGGGUCGAUAUGCGCGGAAUUCUUUGGGCAUGUUUAUGUCGGAUCUGCUUGAGGGUUUUUGUUGUUUUCUAUAAGCUAUAGGGUACUUGUACAAUGAGCAAUAAUCAAGCUUCUUGCAACUUAUGAUUUGAUCUUUUUUUCCCUUCUCUCGUACGCGUAGGACAUCAGUGCAGAAAAAGCCCAAAGGGCCGUUGAGUCACACAAUCAGGUAAUUGUCCUCAUAGGAUGAGGACGAGCGCCAUGAUGAUGUAUGGAAAGUGGUAACCUGAUUUUCCGCACCAAGGACCAUCAAGUAAACUUAUACAUUUGACAAGAAUGCAUAGAAUGAAAACGUGUAAACGAUA